This is a messenger RNA of Brienomyrus brachyistius, 2210 nucleotides long. RefSeq names its product glutathione synthetase (gene gss). NCBI's taxonomy places the organism in Eukaryota, Metazoa, Chordata, Actinopteri, Osteoglossiformes, Mormyridae. The record is from RefSeq and is a predicted model, not a curated record. Bases 244 to 1674 code for a protein of 476 amino acids. Gene Ontology annotation, molecular function: glutathione binding; glutathione synthase activity; ATP binding. The transcript has 13 exons. Gene Ontology annotation, cellular component: cytosol. Gene Ontology annotation, biological process: glutathione biosynthetic process.
AACGCCGAUGCAUUUCCGGCGUCUGUGUUUCCAAAUCCUCACACAUGCCCAGUAGUGGCUCAUGCAUCUUUUUCCUAUUUCGAUUGCAGGAUGGUCGUUUUGAAUUUAACGCAUUUAAUAAAUUGAAUGAAGUGCCCACACAAGGCAGAUCAAAUUCCUUUCGAGAAGAGAGAGAUAAAAAACAGUAAAAUAUAAUCCCACCAUACAAUCGGUGCAGAGGGACGCCGGAAAAAAUAGCUUCUAAUGGCGUCCGGAUCGGUCCCAGAGGAGUUGCUGAUGAACGAUGAGUGGAUUCAGAAUUUAAUCGAGGUGGCCAAGGACACAGCACUGCUGCACGGGGUUUUGAUGCGAACCACGGAAAGCCCUAAUUUCCCGGAGGUGGUGACUCACGCGCCAUUCACGCUCUUCCCGUCCCCGGUCCCCAAAGGCCUCUUUGAGCAGGCACUUAAGGUCCAGACCCUCUUCAACCAGUUGGUGGACAGAAUUAGCCAGGAUCCCUGUUUCCUGGAGGAAGCCCUUGCCAGCACGGUCAAAGUGGACAAAUUCACGGCGAGGCUGUUCGACAUAUACAGACGAGUGCUGAAAGAGGGUCGAUCGCAGUCGAUAGUCCUGGGCUUGAAUCGCUCCGACUACAUGGUGGACCAGCGGCCGGAUGGGAGUACCUCAUUGAAACAGAUCGAAAUCAACACCAUCGCUGCCAGCUUCGGAGGGCUCUCUUCACAAACCCCAGCUGUCCACAGGCAUAUCCUGAAGGUCGCAGGUCUACUGGAGAUGCAGAAGAAGGUCCUGGACAAUGACCCAGCAGGAGGGCUGGCUGCUGCUCUAGCCAAGGCCUGGGAAUUGUAUGGGUCUGAGAGGGCCGUGGUCAUGUUUCUGGUUGAGGACGUCCAGACGAAUAUCUAUGAUCAUCGAUUUGUAGAGAACGAGCUGUGGAGGAGGAACAUUCCAGUCAUACGGCGGAGGUUCGCUGAUGUGUUUGAUACCGGAUUGCUAGAUUCGGACAAACGACUGUUUGUGGGAGGUCAAGAGGUCGCGAUUGUUUAUUUCCGCAAUGGCUACAUGCCUCAGAACUACACAGAACAGGGCUGGGAGGCACGGCUCAUGAUGGAGCGUUCCAAGGCCGUGAAAUGCCCAGACAUAAGCACCCACCUGGCCGGGACCAAGAAGGUCCAGCAGGUCCUGACCCAGCCUGGAGUUCUGGAGAAGUUCUUUCCUGAUGACCCAGAGGCUGUCGCCCAAAUCCGAGCCACCUUUGCAGGCCUGUAUACCCUGGACAUGGGUGCGGAGGGAGAGAAGACUGUGGCCAUGGCCUUGGAGAAGCCGGACCAGUUUGUUCUGAAACCACAGAGAGAGGGCGGAGGAAAUAACAUCUAUGGUGCAGAUAUCUGCCGGGUCUUGGAGAAGGUAAAGGGUGGAUCAGAGAGGACGGCCUAUAUCCUAAUGGAUAAGAUUUUCCCACAGCCAGUCCAGAACUACCUACUGCGACGGGGCACCCCAGUGAAACUCAGUCCCUGUAUAAGUGAAAUUGGUGCCUUUGGAGCCUAUGUCAGGCAGGGGACGGAGAUGCUGCUGAACGAGUGUGCUGGGCACCUGCUCCGGACCAAGAGCAUCGAACACGCUGACGGAGGGGUGGCUGCGGGGGUGGCUGUGCUGGACAAUCCUCUUCUAUUCUGAGGAUCUUCUGUCCAGUGACGUGCGAAAAGGUUAUGGACCAGAACUCACUUCAGUUGCUCUAUUGGUGACUUGUGAUCGGUGGCAUUUUAUGGUCGUAGUGACAAAUAAACAAACAAACAAUCAAAUAAACAAAUACAUAAAUAAGCAAACCAAUUUUUGCUUGUUUUGCUUGUUUUGUUUUGCUUUGCCCAUUUAAUUAGCUACUGUGGAGCACUAUUGGUGCAAUUUGAAAAUCUUAAAAUUGUCAUCUUGGAAAGUUUGAAUAAUUAUGAGGAAUUUAUUAGAGAUUUUUAUAUAAAAAUUAUUGGUAUGUAGGUUAUAUGAUCGGAAUUAUGUGAUUUAUAUUUUUUAGAAUCGUCACUGAAUAUAUAAAAGCUAUUUUACCAAUAAUGUUUUGACAUAUUUGACAUUUUCCCUUGUGAUGAUGUCUUGAAAUAUUAACAAUAAAUUUUAAUAAUGAAGAUCCAUCAUCCUGUAUUGUAAAAUCCCACCGUUUUAGUGAAUGUGAGGAAAAAAUAAAUUAUUCUUUAAAAAUC